GUAGAUGAAGCAGGCAACAAUGGCACGACUCUACCACUCCUUUCUCUGCUUCCUUGUGGUUCUAGGAGCCAGCAUCCCCUUCUUCCCAAUCGCGAAGGCCACGACAAUAGCAGGGUGUUCGAAGGCGGAGAGCGACGCCCUUCUCACCUUCAAAGACGGUGUCAUCGAUCCCGCCAACCGCUUGUCUUCCUGGCAAGGCCAAGUAGACUGUUGCAGAUGGAGCGGCGUGGUGUGCCAAAACAUAUCCAGUUAUGUGCAUGUUGUGGAGCUCAACCUCCAAGACGAUGACUACUUCAACUACCAAACGGCUUUAUCGGGUCAGCUCCUCAAUCCAUCCUUGCUCUCCUUGACAUAUUUGAGUCGACUCAACCUCAGUGGCAAUGACUUCGGAUGGACCCAAAUCCCGCAGUCUGUUGGCUCCUUCAGUAGCUUGAGGUAUCUUGAUCUUUCUUGGACAAAUUUUGGCGGGAGAAUUCCUGCACAGCUUGGAAACUUGUCGACCCUCCUCUAUCUUGAUCUGAGCUCGUACUGGUCCUUCUCUGCAACUAAUUUUGUGCUGUAUAGCCAAGUUGAUAGCAUGGAGUGGCUAAAACAACUCACUUCUCUGAGGUAUCUCAACAUGAACGCUGUGAAUCUGAAUGCAGCCUCCCAUGAAUGGCUACAAGCAGUGAAUAUGUUGCACUCAUUGGAGGCAUUACAUUUACCAAACUGUGAUCUUGCCAUGGUCCCUUCUUCUCUUUCCUUUGUCAACCUCACGGCUCUUGAGAUUCUUGACCUCUCGGCCAAUUUAUUCAUGUCCACCUUACCAACUUGGCUGUGGGAAUUCAGCAGCCUCUCGUAUUUAGAUCUAGAAAGUAAUGAAUUCUAUGGCCUCGUACCUGCUGCAGUUGGGAACUUGACGUCCCUUGAUACUUUGAUCCUUGGAGAGAAUAAUUUAGAUGGAGGAACUAUUUCAGCAUCAAUAACACACCUCAUCCAUCUAAACACCUUUGAUUUCAGCUAUAACAACAUGAGUGGUGGUGUUCCUGAUUGGCUAAUGCUCAUGACAAAUCUCACUCACCUUGACCUCAGUUUUUGCUCCAUGAAGGGUCUGUUUCCCGUUGAGAUUGGAAGCCUUUCCAAUUUGGUCUAUCUUGAUCUCUCUUCCAAUUCAUUACAAGGUACUGUCUCCGAACUCCAUCUUGCCAAUUUAACGACACUGGAAACAUUGUAUUUGUCCAACAACUCCUUGUCGAUUUUGAUCAAUGAGGAGUGGAAUACUACAAUGAAACUCAAACACAUCGGAUUCAGUUCUUGUAACCUGGGACCUCAUUUCCCUCGAUGGCUUCAGCGGCAGAGAUCCAUUGUGUCACUGGAUUUGUCGAAUGCGAGCAUUAAAGCAGUUUUGCCUGAUUGGUUGUGGAGUUCUUGGCCAGCCCUUGGUGCAUUAGAUAUCUCUCAUAAUAACAUAAGUGGGAGUUUGCCACAAUCCUUGGAAGGCAUGGAGGAGCUGCAAAUCAUUAUGGCAAGUUCUAACAUGCUUCAAGGUGUUGUUCCAACUUGGCCGAGUUCGAUGCGAAUACUGGAUCUUUCUAGUAAUUCAUUGUCAGGGUCACUACCAACAACAUCAGCAGCAGAACAUCUUUCAUUUUUGUUACUAGCAAAUAAUCAAAUCAAUGGAAGCAUGCCAUCCUACUUCUGCAAUAUGACAUAUUUGUAUUACAUUGAUAUUUCAAACAACCAAAUAGAAGGGGAAAUCCCUCCAUGUUGGAAUUCAUCAGAGCUCAUUUUCAUGAGGUUGUCCAACAAUGAUCUCUCAGGAUCGAUUCCUAGCUCUGCCAUGAGCCAAAAUUUAAGAUAUUUGAACUUAAACAAUAACAGCCUUUCAGGAGAAUUGCCUCCAUCAUUGCAGAAUUGCAGUUUGCUGACUGUUCUGGAUCUUGGUGAGAACAAGUUAUCUGGAAACAUACCGAUAUGGAUCGGAGUUAGUUUGCAAGAACUAUCGAUCCUCAGGCUUCGCUCGAAUACACUCUCCGGUAGCAUUCCUCCACAGCUUGCACAGUUGAGUAACCUGCACAUCGUUGAUUUCUCCAAUAACCAACUAUUGGGGUUGAUACCGAGCUCAUUUGGAAAUUUUAGCGCGAUGAUUUCCACUUCGAAAUAUAUUACUGUCCCACGCUUGUUUGGCAUACAAAGCUUCCCAAAGUUCAUUUUUCGGCCAACAGUAAGCAUUACACUUUCUGCAAAGGGACAGGAACUCGGAUAUUCGACGAGCGCCCUAGAUCUUGUAAAGAGUAUAGAUCUUUCCAGUAAUGAUCUAACUGGCAAAAUCCCCCAAGAACUCGGAGCACUCUUGGCACUUCAAACGUUGAAUCUGUCAAGAAAUAAACUGCAAGACAGAAUUCCAGAUAUGUUUGCUGGGAUACGGUACUUGGAGACACUUGAUCUGUCAUUCAACAAUUUGUCAGGUGCCAUUCCUGAAAGCUUGUCAAGAUUGAGUAUGCUCAACCACUUGAAUCUGUCUUACAACAACUUAUCAGGAAGGAUACCAUCAAGCAAUCAGCUCCAAACGCUUGAUGACCCCUAUAUUUAUGCUGGCAAUGCCUAUCUCUGUGGACCUCCAGUUUCGAACAAUUGCUCGGCUACCGCUGUUGUGGACAGAGAAGCCAUGGAUGAUGGGUCUGAAUUGGCUUUCGUGUAUGUUGGCUGUCUAGUUGGAUUUCUUGUGGGACUUUCUGGUGUGUUUAUCCUUCUAUGCAGGAAAAGUUGGAGGUAUUACUACUUUGAAACAAUUGACAAAUAUUAUCACAGUUUCAGGGUAAAUCAAUGGCGAUUUCCAUCUUGCAACUAACACCGUUGAACUGGGGUAUGCAUUGUUUGUGCUUAAAACAGAAUCUUGCAGCAUUAAAUAAAUAUUGUAAAUGAUUAGAACAAUAUAAUCUAAUGUGGAAACCGAACCUCGUAGAUUGGACAAUGAUAUCGAUGUGUGUUUACUUGUUUUUAACUUGCCUUCUA
Zingiber officinale is the source of this 2994-nucleotide messenger RNA. RefSeq names its product receptor-like protein EIX1. NCBI's taxonomy places the organism in Eukaryota, Viridiplantae, Streptophyta, Magnoliopsida, Zingiberales, Zingiberaceae. Gene Ontology annotation, molecular function: protein binding. Bases 5 to 2830 code for a protein of 941 amino acids. The transcript has a single exon. The record is from RefSeq and is a predicted model, not a curated record.